AUGCAAGAACUUUACUGGUUGAGAGGAAGACGGAGAUGGAUGGAUUGGGAUGACGAUGCUGGGGAGAGAGGAGAGAGGGGAGGGGCAACGAAUUACAAGACAAUAGAACGGUUUUCUUUGAUUCGAGUCAAGGCCAAGGUCAAGGUCAGAAAGAGGUCAGAAGAGGUGCAUUACUCCGCCACAUGGUUGAUGGAAAAGAAUAAAGUUCAUCCAUCGGUCGAAGAUUUCGGGUUUAAAGAAGAAACCUUGUGGAAAGACAAGCUGGCGGGCCAAAAGAAGAAGAAGAAGAAGAAGAAGAAGAAGAAGAAGAAGAAGAAGAAGAAGAAGAAGAAGAAGAAGAAGAAGAAGAAGAAGAAGAAGAAGAAGAAGAAGAAGAAGAAGAAGAAGAAGAAGAAGCAGAAGCAGCAGCAGAAGAUAAUGGAUGAACUGAUUGAUGGAUGA
This is a messenger RNA of Botrytis deweyae, 441 nucleotides long. RefSeq lists its product as uncharacterized. Bases 1 to 441 code for a protein of 146 amino acids. The record is from RefSeq and is a predicted model, not a curated record. Lineage: Eukaryota; Fungi; Ascomycota; Leotiomycetes; Helotiales; Sclerotiniaceae. The transcript has 3 exons.